UGCAGAAUGCAAACGCGCUCCCAGAGGCAUCUUGCAUCAGCCCGAGGAAGUUCGCUCCUCGCCUGGCUCCCCCAGCCCGGGCGAGGGGCAAGAAGCCCCCCCGCCCACCGCCGCCUCCCCUCUCUGGACUGCUGCCAUGACGGCCACCCCCAGACUAGCCCUGCUGCCACUGCUGCUGCUGCUGCUGCACGUCCCACGGGCUGUGAGAGCCCAGGUCAACCCAGCAGUGUGCCGGUACCCCCUGGGAAUGUCAGGUGGGCACAUCCCUGAUGAGGACAUCUCGGCCUCCAGCCAGUGGUCUGAGUCCACAGCCGCCAAGUACGGACGGCUGGACUCAGAGGACGGUGAUGGUGCCUGGUGCCCCGAGAUCCCGGUGGAGCCUGAUGACCUGAAGGAGUUCCUGCAGAUCGACCUGCGUGCACUCCACUUCAUCACGCUGGUGGGCACCCAGGGGCGCCACGCCGGUGGCCAUGGCAACGAGUUUGCCCCCAUGUAUAAGAUCAACUACAGCCGGGAUGGCACCCGCUGGAUCUCCUGGAGGAACCGGCAUGGGAAGCAGGUGCUGGAUGGAAACACCAACCCCUACGACAUCAUCCUGAAGGACCUGGAGCCACCCCUCAUCGCCCGCUUCGUCCGCUUCAUCCCUGUCACUGACCACUCCAUGAACGUCUGCCUGCGUGUGGAGCUGUACGGCUGUGUCUGGCUGGAUGGGCUGGUGUCCUACAACGCGCCAGCUGGGCAGCAGCUCAUCCUUCCCGGGGGCACCGUCAUCUACCUGAAUGACUCAGUGUACGACGGGGCGUUUGGGUACAGCAUGACAGAGGGCUUGGGCCAGCUGACGGAUGGUGUGUCAGGGCUGGAUGACUUCACGCAGACCCAUGAGUACCAUGUCUGGCCGGGCUAUGACUAUGUUGGCUGGCGCAAUGAAAGCACCACUGGAGGCUAUGUGGAGAUCACCUUCGAGUUCGACCGCAUCAGGAACUUCACCGCCAUGAAGGUCCACUGCAACAACAUGUUUGCCAAAGGGGUGAAGAUCUUCAAGGAGGUGCAGUGCUACUUCCGUGCUGACGCCAGUGAGUGGGAGCCCAGUGCCGUCUCCUCAGUACUGGUGUUGGAUGAUGUGAACCCCAGUGCCCGCUUUGUCACCGUGCCCCUGCUCCACCGCAUGGCCAGCGCCAUCAAGUGCCAGUACUACUUUGCUGAUGUCUGGAUGAUGUUCAGCGAGAUCACCUUCCAGUCGGACGCAGCCAUGUACAAUAACUCUGUGGCCCCCCCUGAGGUGUCCGUGGUCCCCACCACUUAUGACCCCACGCUCAAGGUAGACGACAGCAACACACGCAUCCUGAUCGGGUGCCUGGUGGCAAUCAUCUUCAUCCUGGUGGCCAUCAUUGUCAUCAUACUGUGGCGGCAGUUCUGGCAGAAGAUGCUGGAGAAGGCAUCGCGGAGGAUGCUGGAUGAUGAAAUGACCGUCAGCCUUUCCCUGCCCAGUGAAUCCAGCAUGUUCAACCACAACCGCUCCUCCUCCUCCAGUGAGCAAGAGUCCAGUUCCACCUAUGACCGCAUAUUCCCCCUGGGACCUGACUACCAGGAGCCUUCCCGCCUGAUCCGCAAGCUGCCCGAGUUCACCCCAGGGGAGGAGGACACGGGCUGCAGCGGCCCUGUGAAGCCAUCCCAGGCCAGUGUCCCCGAGGGCGUCCCCCACUAUGCUGAGGCCGACAUCGUGAACCUGCAGGGCGUGACAGGCGGCAACACCUACUCUGUGCCGGCCCUCACCAUGGACCUGCUGUCCGGCAAGGACGUGGCCGUUGAGGAGUUCCCCAGGAAGCUGCUGACCUUCAAGGAGAAGCUGGGGGAAGGCCAGUUUGGGGAGGUUCAUCUCUGUGAAGUGGAGGGGAUGGAGAAGUUCACAGGCAAGGACUUUGCACUGGAAGGCUUGGACAUCAGCUCCAAUUGCCCUGUGCUGGUGGCUGUGAAGAUGCUGCGAGCGGAUGCCAACAAGAAUGCAAGGAAUGAUUUUCUGAAGGAAAUCAAGAUUAUGUCACGGCUGAAGGACCCCAACAUCAUCCGGCUGCUGGCAGUGUGCAUCACAGAUGACCCACUGUGCAUGAUCACUGAGUACAUGGAGAAUGGAGACCUCAAUCAGUUCCUGUCCCGCCAGCAGGCAGGUGGCCCCCCCACCAGCCAUGUGCCCACCAUCAGCUACAGUGACCUGCGGUUCAUGGCCACCCAGAUUGCCUCUGGCAUGAAGUAUCUCUCAUCCCUCAACUUUGUGCACCGAGACCUGGCCACACGCAACUGCCUGGUGGGGAAGCAGUACACCAUCAAGAUAGCUGACUUUGGCAUGAGCAGGAAUCUCUACAGUGGGGACUACUACCGCAUCCAGGGGCGGGCAGUGCUCCCCAUCCGCUGGAUGUCCUGGGAGAGCAUCCUGCUGGGCAAGUUCACAACUGCCAGUGAUGUGUGGGCAUUUGGCGUGACGCUGUGGGAGACCUUCACACUCUGCCGGGAGCAGCCCUACUCCCAGCUGUCCGACGAGCAGGUCAUCGAAAACACUGGCGAGUUUUUCCGGGACCAGGGCAGGCAGACUUACCUUCCCCAGCCUGCACUUUGCCCUGACUCAGUCUAUAAGCUAAUGCUCAGCUGCUGGAGACGGGACACUAAAGAUCGUCCCUCCUUCCAGGACAUCCAUCACCUUCUCCAAGAGUCAGCUAGUGAAGAAUGACUCUUUGCUCCCCCCAUCCCAGUCCCCAUCCAUUCCCAUUCCCAGAGGAGCCCCAUAGGCAAACUAAAGCCACUUCACUUGGACUUAGCAAUAAAACCCGGGCAGCUGGUCUUGUUAUCAUUGUACAGUGAAGCCUCAGAAGAAAACCUCAAGGGCAGCAAGGAGAGCCAUGGCAUGGGACGACUCGGACCUCUUGCUCGCUUGCUGGCUUGAGCCUGGUAGCAAUGUGGGCUGAGACGAGGGUUAUUUAUUGAUGCAGCAUGUUCUUGAUGACAAUGACUGGGACAGAGUGGCUUCUCCCUCCUAGUCGGACAGGAGGAACGUCAGAUGGACUUUCUUCAUGAGGAAGAUCGCGGCCUGAGUAUGGGACAGGUGCCUGGGGAAGGGAUGUGUGCAAGUAUGUGCCUGCUGGAGCAGGGACUGUCCAGCAGCCAUUACCUGCUCAAGGAGAAGCUGGGAGUUGCCACUAGCUCACAGUGGACUGUGCAAUUACAGGGCAAAACAAAAAACUCUCUGGAUAGUUUGAGCUUUGGACAUGCUACAUGGAGGGGCAGAAAGCCCCGUCCCUGCUGGCCAGACCCCAGUUGCAUAGGGAGAAGCUUGAUGGCACACCCAGCUCCUCGUCCGGCUGCUGGAGUGAGCAGUGUGUUCAGCCAUGGUUGCUUCGUGUCAGCUGGGGAGCAGUGGGUGUGCCAGCCCUGGCGAGAGGCCUGCCGGGGGGACCUCCUCUCACUGACCACAGCCACUCCAGAGCUGCUCGACUGCCCACGAAAUGCAUUUUGGAUGCCCCACAGAUGCUGUGUCGCAGCCUUUCACCUCCAAAGGGAAAUCUCCAGGUUCUCUUCUCCCAGGGUUAACCCACAUCUUCACCUGCCGUGAGGAAUGCACAUAGCAGAGCUUUCAACGGCUGCUGCUCGAUGCCCAAGCCUGCAACAGCCUGCAACACCAGGCGUCCUGGCUCUCCCUGGCCCUCCAGGAUCACAGCUCAGCUGAAGCGCCUGGGCUGGACUCUGCCGCCCUGAGCAUCCCGCAGCAGCCUGGCACCAGUCAGUCCUCCCGGAUCUGGCAGUUCCAUGGGCAAACUGCACAGGUACCAAAGGAACAUGCCCCACAGGAGCCCUGGCAGGUUACCUGUCACACCCCAAAAUCAGACCCUUCUGCAGCUGAACAGGAGGAACUUUGUACUGAGAGGGUGCAGGGACCCCUCCAUACUUUUGUACGCAUUAGUUCAGCACCAUCAAGUCACGCGUGGCACAGUUUCCAGUAUACUAUUGCUAAGGCAUGUAUAUAUUCAGUAGAUGCACCUAUAUAUAUAGGGGCAAACCCGCUGAAGAGACACUUGCUACGUGAAUCUGGUUGCAUGGUUUCCUUGCGGCACUUCAGAAGGCAGCUUGCCUCCUCUGUGGGCACCCCCAGGCGCCCAGCCCACACCCGCCUGCUGGGGGUCUCUGGGGCUGCACUGUGUGCCCCAAGAUGCUGUGUGGGGAGAGCCUGGGGCAGUGCACAGAGGUAACAGCAUAAGAGAUGGAGGAAGGAUGCUCAAGCGACCUGCUGGCUGACGCACGCCAGUUGCCCAUCUCCUCGGGUGACAGAGGGGGUGCUCUGUGGCUCAGCACCUGUGUCAGAUGUCCACUGGCAGGGACCGAGGUGCGGUAGUGGGCCUGGGAGAGAGGAGUGCAGGGAUGAGUGGUUGUGCUCUGCGGAGGGGCCAGCUGCUCUCCCUGUGCGUUAUCCCGCUGGCUACAGCAGAGGAUGUCUCUCAUCCCUUCUGAGCGCAUAGCCUGCAGCAGCGU
Messenger RNA from Athene cunicularia (burrowing owl), 4515 nucleotides. It is a transcript of the gene DDR2, whose product is annotated as discoidin domain receptor tyrosine kinase 2. Bases 137 to 2722 code for a protein of 861 amino acids. The transcript is spliced from 17 exons. Gene Ontology annotation, biological process: positive regulation of kinase activity; cell surface receptor protein tyrosine kinase signaling pathway; multicellular organism development. Gene Ontology annotation, cellular component: signaling receptor complex; membrane. The record is from RefSeq and is a predicted model, not a curated record. Gene Ontology annotation, molecular function: ATP binding; collagen binding; protein tyrosine kinase collagen receptor activity. Lineage: Eukaryota; Metazoa; Chordata; Aves; Strigiformes; Strigidae.